Aspergillus melleus is the source of this 255-nucleotide messenger RNA. RefSeq lists its product as uncharacterized. The record is from RefSeq and is a predicted model, not a curated record. Lineage: Eukaryota; Fungi; Ascomycota; Eurotiomycetes; Eurotiales; Aspergillaceae. The transcript has a single exon. The coding region runs from base 1 to 255 and encodes 84 amino acids.
AUGUACGCCGAAGGCUCGGCCUACACGCACACCUCCAUCCUGCACUUUCUGCAGGAACUCUGGGGUCUGGAGGGGUUGAACAAUCGCGUGCAGUGGGCCAAGACGUUCGAGCAUGUGUUCUCGCGGAAGAAGCGCACUGAUACGCCGAAGAGGCUGACGACGCCGGUGUGGUAUGGGGGGAGUUGGGAGCCGAAGCCGGAGCCGUUUUAUUUGUUGAAUCAGGAUGAGAGUUAUUAUGCGGGGAGGGGAGGUUGA